AUGAAGUACAGGAAGAGGAAUAAGAACAUAAAUAUUCUUUUUGUGGGUGCAUCUAACACGGGAAAGAGUUCACUUAUAAACUCCAUGGCAAGUGCUGAAUUGCUCUCAGAAGGAGACGUUACAGAGCAUCAAAUAUUUAUAAAUGAGAAGGGAAUAAGAAUAUUUGACACUCGCGGGUAUGGCACUGACAGAAGCACAGACACAAAAAUCAAGCAGAUAGAAAUAUUCAUAAGAGACCGGUAUAAGAGUUUUUUACUAGAAGAAACAAAAAUUCAAAGGGAUCCUUUUUUAGAAGAUUCUCGUAUACAUUUAAUGGUUCUAUUUGCAUCACCAGCCAGUAAGGGUAUAAAGGACUAUGACAUUGUACUACUUAGACUGCUGUCUAAUAAAGUGAACACAUUAGUAAUUAUUCCUAAGUGUGAUUAUUAUACAGCCGAAGAAAUACAAGUACAAAAAAGAAAAAUAUCCGAUCUAUUAAAGCUAAAUAACAUAAAUACAUUCGGUGUAGAGGAGGAUGAAGAUGCGUACGUAUUUGCACUGUUCAGUGGGGAGAGGAAUCCAGUAGAUAGUACGUAUAAAGAAAGAAUCCUUCCUCAUGGGAUAGCAGACACUACAAAUGAAAAGCAUUCUGAUUAUAUUUCAUUUAUGAAUAUGUUAGAUGAAGCAAGAGAAGAUUUGUUGGAUUUAACACACACGCACUUCUAUGAGAAUUACAGGACGGGUAUGCUAAGUGAUCAAUAAACAAUACUACCACAG
Molecule: messenger RNA, 756 nt
Organism: Nematocida parisii ERTm1
Lineage: Eukaryota; Fungi; Microsporidia
Exons: 1
Coding region: 1-741 (246 amino acids)
Biological process (GO): cytoskeleton-dependent cytokinesis
Cellular component (GO): cytosol; microtubule cytoskeleton; septin complex
Molecular function (GO): molecular adaptor activity; GTPase activity; GTP binding
Source: RefSeq, a predicted model, not a curated record